Molecule: messenger RNA, 591 nt
Organism: Hippocampus comes (tiger tail seahorse)
Lineage: Eukaryota; Metazoa; Chordata; Actinopteri; Syngnathiformes; Syngnathidae
Product: CAD protein-like
Exons: 4
Source: RefSeq, a predicted model, not a curated record
UGGUUCGAGUCGUCAAAGAUCCACGCCGCUGCUCUCAUCAUCGGGGAGCUGGCGGAGUGUCCGAGUCACUGGAGCUCAGUCAAAUCCCUGGACCAGUGGCUCCAGGAGCAAGGAGUUCCAGGACUCCAAGGCAUCGACACCCGCUGCCUGACCCAAAAAAUCCGCGAGAAAGGGACCAUGUUGGGGAAACUCGUUUUGGAGGGGACACCAGAGGACAGCGUUCCCUUUGACAAUCCUGACAAAAGGAACUUGGUCCAGGAGGUGUCCAUGAAGGAGCCGCAGUUAUUCAACCCCGGCGGUAGUCUCCGGGUCACCGUGGUGGACUGUGGCGUUAAAUACAACCAAAUCCGCUGCCUGGCCGAGCGAGGGGCCCGCAUCACUGUUGUACCCUGGGACCACCCUUUGGACAGAACAGAAUUUGACGGUUUGUUCAUCAGCAAUGGUCCCGGUGAUCCGCUUCUCUGCCAGGCCACCAUCGACAACGUGCGGAAGGUGGUGAACGUGGAUGACCCCAAGCCGGUUUUCGGCAUCUGCCUGGGACACCAGCUGCUCUCUUUGGUCAUUGGAGCAAGGACCUACAAAAUGAAGUCA